Linum trigynum is the source of this 966-nucleotide messenger RNA. NCBI's taxonomy places the organism in Eukaryota, Viridiplantae, Streptophyta, Magnoliopsida, Malpighiales, Linaceae. The record is from the annotation of a GenBank genome assembly.
AUGGACGGGAUUCGGCACCGGAAUCUGACCCUCAACGGGAUAAACGUCCACGUGGCGGAGUCGGGCCCGGCCGACGGCCCCGUGGUCCUCUUCGUCCACGGAUUCCCGGAGCUCUGGUACUGCUGGCGCCACCAGAUGGCCGCCGUGGCCUCCCACGGCUACCGCGCGGUGGCGCCGGAUCUUCGAGGGUUCGGCGACACCGACGCGCCGGCCGAUCCGGCGAGCUACACGGCGCUCCACGUCGUCGGCGACCUAGUGGCGCUGAUCGACGCGGUGGCGCCGGAGGGGCAGAAGGUUUUCGUCGUCGCCCACGAUUGGGGGGCUUACAUGGCUUGGUAUCUGUGCCUUUUCAGGCCCGAUAAGGUCAAAGCGCUGGUCAACAUGAGCGUUCUGUUCAAUCCCCGGAGCCCUAAUCGGAAGCCUCUUCCGACCUUGAAGGCUUUCUUGGGCGAUGAUUACUACGUUUGCAGGUUUCAGGAGCCGGGAGUGAUAGAAGCAGAAUUUGCAGAGCUAGGUACAGAGAGGGUUCUGAAGGAGUUCUUUGCUUACCACACCCCAGCUCCUCUCUACAUGCCUAAGAGCAAGCCAUUCGGCCACUCGCCGGACGCGCAAAUCGCACUGCCGCCUUGGCUGUCGGAGGAAGAUCUCAAGUACUACACCGAGCAGUUCGAGAAGACGGGCUUCACCGGAGGAUUGAACUAUUACCGGAACAUCGACCGGAACUGGGAACUGACCGCAGCAUGGCAAGGGGACCAAGUGAAAGUCCCGGUGAAGUUCAUCGUCGGAGAUCAGGACCUUACCUAUAACACUGGGAAUGCCAGAGAUUACAUUGGCAAAGGGGGGUUCAAGAGGGAUGUUCCAUUUCUGCAGGAAGUGGUCGUGAUGCCUGGCGUCGGCCAUUUUCUCAACGAAGAGAGGGUCGGCGAGAUCAACAGCCACAUCGUCGAAUUCAUUCGCAAGUUCUGA